AUGAUCUUCGUACAGGCGCGGGAUGCUGCCUCUGAAGCGGCAUACAAUACUGAGGUGCAAUUAUGGACGAUGUACUCCAUUGCUGUGGCGUUUACGCUACUCAGGACAUAUGCGCGAUUAUCAACUGUGGGAUUCAGGAAUCUGCGACUGGAUGAUCACUUGAUGUGGAUUGGAAUCUUAUUCUAUACGGCACAGACUGCUCUUGCUUACAGUGUUGGAAAUGCUGCUGGGGGUUUGGCGAAUAAUAGCAUGACUGAUGCUGAGCGAGCUGCUUUAUCAUCUAGCAGCGUGGAAUACCAUCAUAGAGUACUUGGUUCCAAGAUUCAGAUUGCAGGCUGGAGCACCUAUGUUGCCUUGAUCAAUUUCUUGAAAUUAUCUAUGCUGGCAUUCUAUCUUCGCCUGAUGGAGGGCCUGGGUCGUCGAUACCAGAUUCCUAUCUACAUUGGCUUCGUUCUUGUCAUCGUAGGCUUCGUCGCCAGCUUAAUCACAAUUCUCGCAGCAUGCAGACCCUUUGAGAAGAAUUGGCAGAUCUAUCCCGAUCCUGGCAAUGUAUGCCAACCAGCAAUCUCCAAACCCGUCAUCGGCAUAACCUUCGCCGUAAACCUCCUCACAGACCCCUACCUAAUCUUCAUCCCAAUCCCCAUGCUCUGGAAAUCUAGCCUGAAGCUCAUCAAGAAGAUCGCCACGACCAUCAUCCUCAGUGCUGGUAUCUUCGUUCUCGUCUGCGCAACACUUAAAAGCGUCUUCCUCAUAGUAGAACCAGUGAACGGCGCCGAUAUAGCCGAUCAAUGGGGUACACGAGAAACCUUCGUCGCAGUAAUAACAACCAACCUACCCAUGGUAUUCCAUCUUUUCCGAAUUUGGCUCACAAAAGCCUUCGGGAGCAAAUUCGGCUCAUCCCAUAAAACGAACUAUAAAUCGCCUUCUGCUGGAUUCCGCAGUAUCGGCGGAGGAGGAGAUUACGCGAGUCGCAAAGGUCGAGGUCCGACUAGUACGGAUCCGAUUACUAUUGGAAUGACCUUUACUGAGAGUGAGGAGCGUAUGAUGGAGGAUGAGAUUAAGAUGCAGAAUCUUAGGACGAGGGUUGAACCUGUUCCAGCUGAUGAGACGAAUUCGCCUACUGGGAAUGGCAUUGUCGUUUCUAAUCAGAUUGAUGUUAGACAUGAGACGCUUACUAGUAGUCGGUCGAGUCAGGGUGGGACUAGUGCUCGUGAGGCUUGGUAA
Penicillium malachiteum is the source of this 1224-nucleotide messenger RNA. RefSeq lists its product as uncharacterized. The record is from RefSeq and is a predicted model, not a curated record. Bases 1 to 1224 code for a protein of 407 amino acids. The transcript has 6 exons. Lineage: Eukaryota; Fungi; Ascomycota; Eurotiomycetes; Eurotiales; Aspergillaceae.